This is a messenger RNA of Myiozetetes cayanensis, 792 nucleotides long. RefSeq names its product membrane anchored junction protein (gene MAJIN). Gene Ontology annotation, molecular function: DNA binding. The record is from RefSeq and is a predicted model, not a curated record. Bases 1 to 792 code for a protein of 263 amino acids. Gene Ontology annotation, biological process: homologous chromosome pairing at meiosis; meiotic attachment of telomere to nuclear envelope. Lineage: Eukaryota; Metazoa; Chordata; Aves; Passeriformes; Tyrannidae. Gene Ontology annotation, cellular component: nuclear inner membrane. The transcript is spliced from 10 exons.
AUGUCGGUGAAACCCUUCACCUAUCCGCUGCCCGAAACAAGGUUCCUGCACGCUGGCAGGGUCGUGUACAAGUUUAAAAUCCGCUACGGCAACUUCAGCAAUGCUCCCGAUCUCAGUCUUGCUGAAAGUGCUGCCAAGGAGUCAGAGGAAGUGAUUCGAGUAAUCCUUGGAAACCUUGAUGACUUACAUCCAUUUUCUACAGACCACUUCACUGUCUUUCCGUAUUUGAGUAAAUGGGAGAGAGUGUCGAAGAUGAAAUUCAAACAUGACAACGUCCGUCUUGUGCCUUAUCCCUACAUUUGCACAUUGUAUCUAGAACUGAACUCAUUUCAGCAAAACGUGUCUUGUGGUAAAGAAGUAAACAGGGGCAGUGAUGAGCUUGUCAGGAGAAGAAAUGAAGUAUCAGAAAAUACUGCAGUGGAAGAAGCAGUGAAGAGGAGGAGAGUGGAAGUUGGAGCGGAGAACUCAUGCCCACAAUUGCAUAUGGACAGAACUGGAGCUGACUCUGUUCACCAGAUGAGUAAAGCAGAGCAUGGAUUUGAAAAGAAUUCUUCCAGAGCAAAUGAGUGCAAGUUUAGCCCAGCAUCCCUUACUAAAGACUGGAAAUGUGUGGAAUCUGCCCUUGAACAAGGAACAGCAGCCAGUCAGGCUGAGGGUGCAGUGCAGAUGCAGCAGCAAAUGGACCAAACAGGAAAGAAAGGAAACGGGAAGUCGGAAGGAAGAAGUCUCUCAGCGUUCUGGAGAAGCAUCAUCAUUUUGCCACUGCAGCACCUUUUUGGUGGAAAGAACUGA